AGUGUUCUCAUCAUAUGUCUGCUACAGUAGCACCACAGCUGAAUACAUCUGAUGAACUUAUCGAGGCAGGCUUCUUCCCGACGGUUCCGAUUGCUUAUACGGACAAGGACGCGAUCCUAUACGCAUUGGGAGUGGGCGCUACUGAGAGGAAAUACGUCUAUGAGAAGCAUUCUGACUUUGCGGUUUUGCCAACACUCAUUUUUGCGACGACAUUCAAGGGGGCAGAGUCGGCUAGGACGCUACCCUUCCCACCGCCUCAAUUGCUUAUGGACUUGGACGUCUUCAAAGGGAAGGUGAUAGUCGAUGCUGAGCGCAGCAUGGAGGUGCUCCGAGGGCCGUUGCCAGUGAGCGUCUCAUUGGAUGACCAGUGGGUGAUGAAGACUAGGUUCACAGCAGUGACCCCCAAGAAGGCUGGGCUCCUCGUGGAAACCGAAACUGUCAUUGUGGAUGAGCUCGCGGGUGAUGAAGUCAUGCGACUGACCAACUCGGUGUUCUUUCUGGGCAAGUCCGACUUGAUUCCAGCUGGGGUGCCUACUACGACCAAGAUUACCGUUCCUGAGCGGUCACCAGACUACACUAGGGUCGAACAUACGAGCCCUCACCAAGCAGAUCUGUACAGGCUCAGUGGCGACUACAACCCUCUGCAUGUCGAUCCUGUAGCCGCUCAGUCCUAUGGUUUCGACCAACCCAUCUUGCACGGGCUCUGCACACUGGGCUUUGCGGCUAGGCAUGUCAUCGACGCCUGUUUGGAAGGCGAUGAAAAGCGUCUCCGCAGUUUCCGCUGCCGUUUCACCAAGCCGGUCAUACCGGGGGACCGUCUCAGGACUGAGAUCUGGAAGGAGUCUGAUGGUCGCGGAGUUUUGUUCAGGACUUGGGCGGAGCGAUGCACGGAAGGAAAGACUACUCCUGCUGAGCCUGUUGUAGUCCUAGAUAGUGGAGUAGCGCAGUUUUUCGAAUAGUGUCCUCGGGCACGCUUUGACUCAUCCUCGAGAUUUUUCUCAACUGU
Molecule: messenger RNA, 1006 nt
Organism: Perkinsus marinus ATCC 50983
Lineage: Eukaryota; Perkinsozoa; Perkinsida; Perkinsidae
Exons: 9
Coding region: 15-959 (314 amino acids)
Cellular component (GO): peroxisome
Source: RefSeq, a predicted model, not a curated record